This is a messenger RNA of Vespula pensylvanica (western yellowjacket), 1384 nucleotides long. RefSeq names its product D-beta-hydroxybutyrate dehydrogenase, mitochondrial. NCBI's taxonomy places the organism in Eukaryota, Metazoa, Arthropoda, Insecta, Hymenoptera, Vespidae. The record is from RefSeq and is a predicted model, not a curated record. The transcript is spliced from 6 exons. Bases 265 to 1218 code for a protein of 317 amino acids.
GGAGGAAUCUUUGUUGAAAGUCGCAAAAGAGAAACGAGAGAAGCAAUCUGGGCGUAGUCAAGCCACGUGACUAGUGGAGGCUCGAGUGGCGGCGAGUGCGAAGAUGCCGCGGAAUGCCUUCCCCGGGCCGGGCUAGCUCGACUCGCGGCUCGAGGUAGGCACGCGAAGCUCGAAGAGGUCUACUCUGUUCGCGCCGUUCCUCCUCGUGGUCAUUCCAACCGGGAAUUCUCGAAAGCCGGUUGUGCAGCAGAUUAUAAGAUCGCGAUGGACGUCGAAACCGGCGCCAUCUUGGCACUUCAGAUUUUAGCCCUUUGCUCUAUAGCUGCUGCACUACUUGCUUAUCUGAUGCGACAAUCAAGAAAUGCCGGAGACGAAUACGAGUUGCGAAACAAACGUCACGUACUCGUAACCAACUGCGAUACGUGCGUGGGUCUACAGAUUGCCCUUGCACUCUCUGAAGCCGGUUACAAGGUAUUCGCUGGUCUACCAAAUCCAUUGGAAAAUUCACCAUCCAUGAAAAUUUUAAAGGCGGUAGAACAAGAACGUGAAAAAGAAAUGGACAAUAAUGACGCGAGUAACGAUAAGAUUCAACUUCGUACUCGAGGACAAAUCGUGCCAUUGGAGUUAGAUCCAACUAGGGAAGACAGUCUACAUGCUUCCUUGGACGCCGUCAGAGCAAAACUUCCAGCUGGAGAAGAUGGUCUCUGGGCAGUGAUACAUACCGGUGGCUUGGCAUUACCGGGUUCUAUAGAAAAGCAAACCAGUUCAGCGUGGGAAUCUAUGCUGCGACACAAUCUGGUCGCACCCCUUAGAACGGCCAGAGUGUUUAUCCCUCUUUUGCGUGUUAAAAGAGGUCGCAUCGUUCUCCUGGGUGAUUCCGAGACGAGCUACGCUAGCAAAGCCGGAACAGGGUUGGUAGCAUUCACUGCUUCUCGUAAAGCUGUGGAAGGGGCUGCUACGGCAUUAAAGAGCGAAUUACAUUCUUCGGGUGUUGACGUCGUGCUUCUCAAACCACCACCCGUGAAUCCCCUCGUCCUUUAUGCAUCGCCUGUUCUCAAGACGGUCGACGUCGAAUCGGGUGUUACGUCUUCCGAGGGAACGUGGAUCGCACCUUUAUCGAAUUACUCGGUUCAAAACUCUCUAAUACCUGCCUUAACGACACCCUGUCCAUUAAGUUCGUACGAUAUGAGCUUAAAGACCAAAUUGUUCUGGCGAUAAAUAUUAUAAUAAGAAAGAAAUGUUUUUAUUUAUAUAAGAUCUAUCUUUUCUAUUUCUUUCUCUCUACGCAAGAUGAAAGCGAUAGACUGUAAAUUUUGUAGUACUGUUAAAUAACGAUUUGUACAGUUUUGUAAACAAUUUAGAAUAAAAAUGUCUAGCAUAGAAA